AGUUAAGAGCACAUAAGUUUAAGAUCAGUAGUUAUAUGUUUAAAAUGAGAGUGUAAGUUAAUUUGAAAUUUGCACUAUUAGCAAUAAUUCAAUUUGAAAUGAAAUACUGGCAAGAAAUGGAGAGGAGUCUGAAGUCACCAUUUGUGUGAAAUAUUUCCAUUUGGGGCAUUAACCCAUGAAGAGGAAGAGCAAGGUUCAAAAAGCUACAGCACACGACACCUCUGUUGCUAUUGGCUCUUUCUGAAACACCUUCUUCUCCACCUCCUUUUUCCACCUCCUUUUAUUUCCCCAUUUGCAAGAGAAAUUUAAGUUCUAUCCAAAUCCUCACACUACUCCUGUGUCCCUGUUGGGAGGUAAGAGUACUGUACUCUAUCCCACACUUGGGCCACCAACAGGCAGUUUCCAAGGACGUGGAUUUUUCUUGUAGCUCCAAGGUUCAGAGCAAUACCUCGCUUUGAGAAGAAGACUACAUCCCCUUUACAGUGCCAAGGCAUCCAGCUGAGAGGAAAGUGUACAAGGAAAGCAAAGCAAUUGCUGAAGUGUGCCUUCUCCAUGCCCUUGGAAAAGAUGGAAGAACUGAAGCUGGACUGGGAUGUGAAACGAUUUGAAGUUGGUGAGGUGGAAGGGAUUCCUCUUACAAAGGAGAUCUGUGAAAAGUGGCAUAAAAUCUGGGCUUUCCAAGCCAAGCCUGAUGACCUGCUCAUAGCAACCUAUGCAAAGGCAGGUACAACAUGGACACAGGAGAUUGUAGACAUGAUCCAAUGUGACGGCGACAUUGAGAAAUGCCAGCGUGCUUCCACUUACGAUCGGCAACCUUUUAUCGAAUGGGUGCUGCACAAGAAUUGGCCCACUGGCUUGGAUAAAGCUGAAGCCAUGCCCUCACCAAGAACACUGAAAACUCAUCUUCCUGUACAACUGGUGCCUCCGUCGUUCUAGGAACAAAACUGUAAGGUCAUCUACGUGGCAAGAAAUGCCAAAGACAAUCUAGUGUCUUUUUAUCACUUCCACAGAAUGAAUCAAAUGAUGCCUGAGCCAGGAACAUGGGAGGAAUUUUUUCAGAAAUACAUGGAUGGAAAAGUGCUCUGGGGUUCCUGGUAUGAUCAUGUAAAAGGCUGGUGGGAGGCGAAAAAUAAGUACCGGAUUCUUUACCUCUUCUAUGAAGAUAUAAAAGAAAAUCCAAGGUGUGAAAUUCAGAAGAUCCUGAACUUCCUGGAGAAGGACCUGGAAAAGGAGGUUCUAGAUAAAAUAAUCCAUUACACACAAUUUGAAGUCAUGAAAAAUAAUCCCAUGGCAAACUACACCUUUUUGCCUCCAGAGAUCCUGGACCAUUCAAUCUCCCCAUUCAUGAGAAAAGGAACUGUUGGGGACUGGAAGAACCAUUUUACUGUGGCACAAAAUGAGAAAUUCGAUGCAGAGUAUAAAAAGAACAUGGCAGGAACUUCUCUGACUUUCCGCAUGGAACUUUAAGCAGGAACAGUGUAAACUCUAUUAUCGUCUUAGUACGUUACAUUAUUAAAAACACAACCUUAUAGAAUACACAUUUGCCUGAUUAAACUCGGUAUAGCUUAAUUCUGGGAAGACAUGCAUAGGAUUGCACUGCAAAAGUCUUAAUCCAUCACACUAUCUUGUACAAUU
Messenger RNA from Podarcis muralis (Common wall lizard), 1635 nucleotides. Its product is annotated as sulfotransferase 1C1-like. The record is from RefSeq and is a predicted model, not a curated record. Gene Ontology annotation, molecular function: sulfotransferase activity. Lineage: Eukaryota; Metazoa; Chordata; Lepidosauria; Squamata; Lacertidae.